This is a messenger RNA of Astyanax mexicanus (Mexican tetra), 1133 nucleotides long. It is a transcript of the gene chmp5b, whose product is annotated as charged multivesicular body protein 5b. Gene Ontology annotation, biological process: vesicle budding from membrane; late endosome to vacuole transport via multivesicular body sorting pathway. The coding region runs from base 92 to 754 and encodes 220 amino acids. NCBI's taxonomy places the organism in Eukaryota, Metazoa, Chordata, Actinopteri, Characiformes, Acestrorhamphidae. The transcript is spliced from 8 exons. Gene Ontology annotation, cellular component: multivesicular body. The record is from RefSeq and is a predicted model, not a curated record.
CAGGACGGGGCUGUUUCCGGGUGUUUUGUAGUUAGGGUUAGCUGGUCUCUCUGCGGCUCUUUCUGUGGUUCAGGAGAUAAACACGCUCAAAAUGAACCGAAUUUUCGGUCGAGGGAAGCCCAAAGGACCCCCACCCAACCUUUCGGACUGUAUAGGAACGGUUGAUUCACGAGCAGAGUCUGUCGAUAAGAAAAUAUCCAGGCUUGAUGCAGAACUGAUGAAAUACAAAGAGCAGAUGAAAAAAAUGAGGGAUGGGCCAUCAAAGAACAUGGUGAAGCAGAAAGCCAUGCGAGUUCUUAAACAGAAGAGAAUGUAUGAAGGGCAGAGAGAUCAGCUGAUGCAGCAGUCCUUUAACAUGGAGCAAGCCAACUACACCAUUCAGACCCUUAAAGACACUAAAACAACUGUGGAUGCAAUGAAGAUCGGAGCCAAAGAAAUGAAGAAGGCAUACAAGAACGUGAAGAUAGAUCAGAUUGAAGAUCUGCAAGACCAGUUGGAGGACAUGAUGGAGGAUGCAAAUGAGAUCCAGGAGGCGCUGAGCCGCAGCUAUGGAACACCAGAUAUCGAUGAGGAUGAUCUGGAAGCAGAGCUGGAUGCACUCGGGGAUGAGCUCCUUAUGGAUGAAGACACAUCUUACCUUGAUGAGGCUUCCACAGCUCCAUCCAUACCAGAAGGCGUGCCAGGAGAGAAAAGCACCAAUCGGGACGGAGUGCUCGUGGAUGAAUUUGGCCUUCCUCAGAUUCCAGCAACAUAAGAAGAGAACUUUGGCAGCACUCACUCCUGCUUCAUUGCGUUUAUUGUACAAAAAAAACAGGGACAUUUUGCAUUUACACCUGUACCUUAUUAUGAAACCGGAUCACCUACCUUAAAAGCUCUGGGGUGAAGAGAAAUGCCUGUAAACACAGCCAGUUUCUUGGUCUUGAUCUCAUCCCAGAUUAUUAUCUCUUUCUGCUUUAUAAGGAAUGUAUGUAAUCGACAGGAACUGUUAGGCUCUCUUAUAAUGAUUGUUUUGUUUGAUUUAAUUUUGACCAGGUAAAAAAAAAAUCAUUUGUUUUAUAAAGGAUGUACCUGGUUUACUUUGUACCGCAACACUGUUUUGCCAACUACCAACAAAUAAAUUAUUCUAUAUUUGA